Mercurialis annua (annual mercury) is the source of this 421-nucleotide messenger RNA. Its product is annotated as defensin-like protein 296. The coding region runs from base 27 to 410 and encodes 127 amino acids. The record is from RefSeq and is a predicted model, not a curated record. The transcript has 2 exons. NCBI's taxonomy places the organism in Eukaryota, Viridiplantae, Streptophyta, Magnoliopsida, Malpighiales, Euphorbiaceae.
AAUUAUAUAAGCAAAUAGAAAACAAGAUGGCAAAAGCUUGUAUUAAGAUGGCAAUACUAUUUUUCAUCGCAUCACAUUGCAUCAUACUCUCGAUGGCAUGUGAAACUAACAAGGACUGUGAGAAUGUCAAAUGUGACGAAGGACACCAUCCUAUUUGUUCGAUCAUCGGAUGCAUGUGCCUACCAAAUGCAGUAGUAGAUCAAGUUCCUUGUCAUUAUGAUGGAGAUUGUGCGCAUGAUAAAUGUGACGAUGGAAAACAUCCAAUUUGUUUAAACGGCCUAUGCGCAUGCGUACCAAAUGCAGUAGUAGAUCAAGUUUCUUGUCAUAAAGAUAAAGAUUGCAAACCUCUUUGUCCUCCUAACUGCGGAAUUACAAACUGUAUUGGUGGAAGAUGUAUAUGUAGCUGUUAAAUCAUAUCACU